This is a messenger RNA of Hippocampus comes (tiger tail seahorse), 7362 nucleotides long. RefSeq names its product lemur tyrosine kinase 2 (gene lmtk2). NCBI's taxonomy places the organism in Eukaryota, Metazoa, Chordata, Actinopteri, Syngnathiformes, Syngnathidae. The record is from RefSeq and is a predicted model, not a curated record. The coding region runs from base 403 to 4842 and encodes 1479 amino acids. Gene Ontology annotation, molecular function: ATP binding; protein kinase activity. Gene Ontology annotation, biological process: protein phosphorylation. The transcript has 14 exons.
GCCCCCAUUUAAUGUUGUGACGUCGUGAAGGAAUAUGGCGCUUCGGAGGAGAUGAGUUUCCCGAUAGUCCGGUUUGACUUAUUCCUCUCAGCUAGCGUUUUCUCGUGAAACGCCAAGCGGCACCCACUAAAUAUGACGGGGCGACGAGCGUGUUCGCACCUUUUAUCCUCACGGGCACCGGAAACGGGCGUUUUGUAGCCGCGUUUGCGGUCGUUAGCUUAGACUGUUGCUAGCCGAAGCUAAGUGGCUAAAGAGCGACAGAAUGCUUGUUUGUGCCAUCAACAUCAACGUUCGCUUGUUAACUAAUGACUGAAACACGACUUCAAGUGGUACCGGGGCAUCAGUUGUUGACCACCACGAUUCCCAACAUCUAGCGGCGUGUUUGGAAGCUAAACUGGGAGAAUGAAGAGCUGUCAUGGAUGUGUUUUGCUGCUGCUCAACGCGAUCUUGCUGUGGGCAUGCUGGCCGGCUCAAGGGGCUCCUCUUCACUACCAACAGAGCACAGACAGCGGCACGGGGGACCCGUUUUACGUGUCUCUCUACUUGUCGCUGACGGUGCUGGUGGCCGUGGUGGUGCUGCUGGUGAACUGUGUGAGCUGCUGCAAGGAGAGGGAGAUCAACUUCAAGGAAUUCGAAGACCACUUUGACGAUGAGCUCGACUUCACGCCGCCAGCUGAGGACACGCCGUCUAUGCAGUUGCCGGCUGAGGUGUAUACCCUCGCCGUCUCCCCCGUGGCCUUGCCCGGACCUCUGCAUCUUCAACCUCCAGCACCCAUCGCAGAGGGAUCCGCAGGCUUCCAGGUUGCCCGUCAUAAUUUGAGUUACAUUCAGGAGGUCGGCAACGGAUGGUUUGGCCAGGUGAUCCUGAGUGAAAUCUACACGGAUCCCGGUGGCGCCAGAGUGAUAGUGAAGGAGUUAAAAGCAAACGCAAACGCCAAGGAGCAGAAUGACUUCUUGCAGCAGGGGGACCCUUAUCGAGUAUUGCAGCACCCAAAUGUCCUCCGGUGCCUUGGACAGUGUGUCGAAGCGAUUCCCUUUCUACUUGUUUUUGAGUACUGUGAAAUGGGGGAUUUGCGAGGCUAUCUGUCUCUGCAGGACUGGACGUUCAGAAGCACCGAGAUACUGCAGCUGCAAAGGAUGGCCUGCGAAAUCGCCGCUGGGCUCACUCACCUUCACAAAUACAACUUCCUGCACAGUGACUUAGCUCUGAGGAACUGCUACCUGACGGCAGAUCUUACUGUGAAAGUCGGAGACUAUGGCAUUGGGCCCUCUGCGUAUAAGGAGGAUUAUAUCAUCACAGAGGACGAUGUGUUUGCGCCCCUUCGCUGGUUGGCUCCUGAAUUGGUGGGCGAGCGCCACGGGGGGGUGAUCGCUUUGGAGCAUACCAAGUCCAGCAAUGUUUGGUCCUUGGGGGUCACUUUGUGGGAGCUUUUCGAGAACGCUGGUCAACCAUAUCCGCAUCUAUCUGACCGGGAGGUUCUCAAUCAUGUGAUCAAGGAGCAACAAGUCAAACUCUUCAAGCCGCAACUGGAGCUUCCUUAUUCGGAGAGAUGGUACGAGGUCCUGCAGUUCUGCUGGCUUUCCCCUGACAAGCGUGCCACAGCCGAGGAAGUUCACCGUUUACUCAUCUACUUGCGCAUGCAAAGCCAAAGGGACAUUGAAGAAGACUUUGAGCAGCGCUGGGACGCUCUGAAGCCGAGCGUUUCCACGCGCCAGACCACUGUGAGCCACUCCUCCUUCCCCAUCCUGGAGCAGUUUGCUGACGACGCCCUGCAGCAGGACAUCGAUGAGGUCCUGACCGUGACCGAAACGAGCAAAGGUCUCAGUUUUGAAUACAUCUGGGAGGCAGCCAAGCAGGACCACUAUGACGGCAGCCAUUCGCACCCAGGCACGGAUACAACGGUGAACUACCACAGCAUGUUCUUUCCUGUCUCCACUGAAGACAUCCACGCUCAUUUCCCAGAUCCUAUCGCCAGAUCGGCGGCCACUGGUGGCGGAAACGCUCUGUCCGGAAUACCCGGGAUCGUGCCGGUAUUCGAUGCCCGGACGCCUGCUAACGGGGACGGGUAUUACAUCCAACUUGAGGAUCAGGCAGGAGAAAGCCCUCUCGGAGAAGACGGCGCUCAACGGACAGGCUUCACUUCAAGCCAACAAGACUUUGUGGUUCUUCAAGAUGUUCGUUUGGAUGAAUCCAGCACAGACGCCGACUUUUUCCACCACAGUAUCGACUCCAAGGAUUCUUAUUUGCCUGACAGUCACAUCUGGUCAUCGCUCGAAAACGACAGUCCUUACCACCCAAACAUUUUCACCGAGGGAGAGUCUAAGCAGGAGGACUCUGUGUCUUGGAGACAGGAUUUUGUGGAGCUGCCAGAUCGCAACGGGAACCCUUUUUGCGUCAAUACUCCGUUGGAUUUACGAGACGUCAAUGCAAGGGAUUCUUUUUUCAACGGUUGUUCCGAAGCCACUCGCCGGACUGUGGAGGAGGCCAGUGCCGAGACAAAGAGGCUUCUGAACACUGAAAAACUGUCAGAGAAUGUGAUAUUUCUCAAGGGACAGGAUCUGAUGAAAGAAGACGCACGGUUUCUAAAUUCACAGCUGAAUUUUCUAUCGCCUGGUGUUGUCCAUGAACCAGAGGAAAACUUCAAAAUGGCUUCUUGGGAAAACCUGGACAUUCACGGCAGCUUAAACACAGCAGAUUCUUAUUUAAAACCCGCAUGGAGUAGCACAUCCCCAACACGAGGGACUUUAGACUCAUCAAGCACCAACUUUGGGGUACAUAAUCCGUUCCGGGUCCAAACUGAAACACCGGUGCCUUCCAUUACGGUUUUCUCAGAAGACGACGUAAGCAACCCGCUGCCAGCAAGGAACCGUUCUUCCACUGAGGACCUCACUCUGCUCCAACCGUCAGACCGAGGCGUAGACUCUGAUUUCCAUUCUUCCUCGGGGACAUUGGAGGUUCUCCGGAGUCAGACGGAGGAUCAGAUGACCGCAUUCUCUGAAAACGCCACCACAGAGGUGUCGUAUACCGACGCCAAUCUCCCCAGCCUUGACCUUGACAUCGACAACUCAAACACGAGCGCUCCACAACUCCCGGCAAGUCAAAUACCCGAAAAACUGCAUCUCCAAGCCUCGCUUUCAGACAGCGGACACAUUGACGAUCUGAUAAGCAGCGAUCUGUUGAGUGAACUCAAUGAGGAUGCCGAUUUCGAAAUUGAAACCAAUCUGUCUGACCAGGAAGAAUUAUUUACAGACACCAACGGACCAUCUCUCGGGAGAUCCUCUCUGUUGGUCUCCGGGCCUUCGUUGGACCAGAUUAGCCAAGACAGUUUGCUCGAGGACAGCAUGUCUGCCACGCUACCGACUGCAGACCACUCGGCUGAGACGCCAGACUCUUUAGACUCUUUGGACAUUCACCGGCUCGGAGACCAGCACAAGCUCCAGCCUCCAUACAAGAUAGCUGACAGUGGGUAUGAGACGGAGAACCUGGAGUCUCCUGAGUGGAACUCUCUGCCCGACGAUAAAGACCUCUCACCUGUGAAAAAUGGUGACAGCGUAGCUCAAAAGGAAAACGAUACUGAAGAGACAACCUCUUCGACCAAUCUGGUUCUUCCGGAAAUUGUCAUCUCUGAACCCGAGGGCUUAUCGGACGCUCCCGCCGAAAACUGCGACGACGACGCUCCUGUCGAAGAACCGCUCAUUAGCAUUAAUUACAGAGACUCCGCUUACUUCUCAGACAACGAAUCGGAGCCGGAAAAGAAACCCGAAGAAACAAAAGCAGAAGGUUCUGGUGAAGUCAUGUUGCCGCAGAACUCUUCCAAAGUUCCGGUCCCGGUACAGGAAUGUUUGCCAGAAAGUCUUGCAGAGUCUUUAAUACCACAGGAAGAAGGUUCUGCUGCCCUUGAAGCGCAGGGUGACGUUGGAGGAGAACCAGAUCCAUCUCCAGAGAUCCAUUUUGAUGUCAGUGAGAAAGUACCAGAACCUUUAAGCUGGCCCAAUCACGACGGAGACAGAUCAAACUUUUUCAACGACCUACUUGAGUCUCCUGAGCCAGAUCGGCCUUCCCCCACUAGUCCGCUCCCAUCAGCUGAGGACACCGUUCACGCCAAGUUAACCAGGACCUACACCGGGGAGGCCCACAAGAUAAAAGAGCCCGACGUGGAGGGCCGUUACCUGGGCCGGCGGGACGGCCCGGAGGAUGGUAUGGACGCAGACGAGGAGAACGAAAACAGCGACGACUCGGACGACGACGUUCGCACCUACCAGCUACACAGCUCCGGCUCCGACAGCGAGGACGAAGGCCCGCACGUCGUGCCGCUCAUCAUCUCAGACGACAGCAAUGUCAAGAACCUGAGGAGCUUGUUGAAACUGGCCAGCCUCAACACUGAGCUUUCGUCCCCCUCGGCCACGACCACCAGGAGAGCCGUGUCCUUCUUUGAUGAUGUCACCGUCUACCUCUUUGACCAGGACACCCCCACUAAGGAACUGGGCGACCACUCCUCCGGCUCCAAUUUGCACACACCCCAGUUUAGCAGCCCGGCGCCAAGUUCCAGCUACUUGAACCGCUUCACCAACUCCGAGAGCUCCACAGAUGAAGAAGGCGGCGGUUUUGAGUGGGACGACGACUUCCCCUCGGCGCCCGCCUUCCCCUCCAAAGACGCGGCGGCGGCAUCAAAGAGCUCGGCGGCGUCCCCGGCCGUCGCGGCGGCAUCCAGCUGGGGAAGCUCCUCGAACUACUCCCGCUUCUCCAUCUCACCGGCCAGCAUCGCCAGCUUCUCCCUGACGCACCUCACCGAUUCCGACAUCGAACAAGGAGGAAGCAGUGAGGACGGUGAAAAAGACUAGCCUUCGGAUUCAAGGCACUCCACUAGUUAUCACACUAUCAAACACUUGCACUUUUUACCGGAUCGGAUCCAGAACUGGAGAAAGUGGUGGUGGUCCUGACGAGGACGUCGAUUCUCAAGCGCUCCACGUGAAUGUGCAAAAUCCCACUUUUUGGGGGAGGCGAAUGGGCCGAAGCAGGACAUCAUGGAGUGCGUUGAGCGCUUGGCUACUUCCUGCUUUUUCCAAUAACCACAAUGUCACCCCCCCAGAGAAAAAAAAAAGUUUGGGGGGUGAAUUGUGACACUACAGCCAAAUAGGAAUAUUCUCUUGGAAUCCAUCUGGACCUUGUGAUUUCCAGUUGUUUUUUUUUUUUUUCAUAGUCACUGCCAUCGGCCAUUCUCUUUUUGUGAUCUUGAUUUUUUUUGUUUGGCUUUGUAUUCAUGUUCACGAUCUCCUCCUCUGUGGGAAAAACUCUUCUGUAGCCUCUAUGCUUCAAGGCUAUGUCGAUAAAACUAGUGUCCGAUGAGUAACUUUUUUUUUCCCCUCACUGGUACCUAGACCUUAAGGUGAAUAUCAAGGAUACGGAUUAAAUGCUCAAGUGGCUUUAAAAGACACCUUAAGGUCCAGAUACAAGACAAGUACGCGCUUUGUCCUCACGAGUACAAUUCAUCUUAGUCAUACUUGAGUGGAAAACGCAUUGCUAGUAAAAAAAAAAAAACGUUCCACUAGAGCAUUUUUGCAUCACUGGUAACAUGUCGUUCGAGAUACUAGUGUGCUCUUGUGAAUCUACGACUGAGUUGAGGUGUCUUACUAGUGACAAAAAGUUUGUGGGACAACUUUUAGCGUCCUAGUACAACAACUACAAAUUACUGGUGAGGCAAAGCUAGUUGACAACUUUGUGCUACUAGUGAAAGCUUAAAAGUCCAUGUACUAGUGUACUUUUUUUUUUCUUCUCCCCACCCCCAAGCAUUGCAACUCUGACAUGCUCAGAGGAUGUUGUACUAGUGAGGCAAAACUGCAAGGGGGAAAUUUGGUGCUACUAAAUAAGGUCCAGGAGGCUUGUGGAGGCUCGUGUGUGACAUUGGCCAAGCUGUGUUACUAGUGCAGCGCAGGCGGUAUCACCCCUCCCCCACCAACAACAAGACAGUUGUUCUAUCAGGGGGCCCGAGUUGUUUUACUCGUGCACUGAAAUGUACUAGUGAGGACAAUGAAGGUACCAGUGCACUGGAUAUUAAACAUAUGGCCUAAAUGCUCAAACGGUUUUAAGGGCCGCGCACUAGUAUUCUGUCUUCUUUACCCUCUUGCCCUUUGUUGUUGUUUUAGAUCAUAUCCAUGACGUGAGCUCAACUGAUUUUGAGUCGUGACAAACACUGACAUUAGUUUUGUAAAUGGCCCUCUUGAGAUAUCUGAAGGGGGGGGUGGGAAAAAAAGGCUGCUCGCGUGGGUUCGUGGCACUACCAAAUUUUAUUUUUAAACGACCCAAUGCAGAUGUUUGAAGUUUGUAAAAAAAAAAAAAAAAAAAAACAAAAACAACCAAACAAAAAAAUGACCACAGAAAAAACGUGCAAUGACUUUCUACUGAUUGGUGUAGAUGGUUGAGGUACAAACUGACGUUGCGAAGCGCAAGGGGAAAGGAACAGAAUCAAAAUCAACACAACACUAGUCUUUCCCUUGCCUUCAUUUCUUUUUUUUCUUUUUUUUUUGGAAUGACAUUUGAUUUCCUUCUUAUUGUGAUUCCACAGAGAUUAUUUUAUCCCUGGUUUGGCUUGAUUCCCCCCUGAUUUAGUUUUUUUUUUUCCCUUGACUUGCUUUUACUCCCCCCCCCCAACCCCCACUCCCAAUCAAUUUUGUAUUUAAUUUUAUUUUCAUACCCAAAAAAAACCUCAGAUGUGAACGUGUCAGUGUGUUGUAUGUCCUUUUGUCUGGCUGAGUGUGUCGUGUGUGUGUGAGAGUUUGUUUGAGUGUGUGUGUCAUGCGUGCGCGAGUCUGCAUGUGUAUGUCAGAGUGCGUGUGUGCGCGCGCGUGUGUGUGUGUGAGAAUGAAAUCAGGCAUUGUAAAGGAUUCGAUGGGGUUACGUCGCCCUUAUCGCCUCGUUUUGACCUCCAGUUUUGUGUUGACCCUCUCCCAGCCUGACCCCCUGACCUUUUGGUUGAAAGCGGCGGCACGUGCGCCCCCGCAUCCAAACUUGAAGGUUUAUUUAAACUUUGAGCGGACAAGAGUCGUCACCGACGACGUGAGCUUCAUCUUGCACAUUUGACAAAAUGUAACUGACAUGGCAAAGAGCCGCUGGAGCCCAGUGUGGAAGUGUUGCUGAUUUCGGUGGGGGACGAGGUUUGGUUGCGUGAACGUCUCGUAGGGGCAGCUGAUUUUCCAAGCCAAUCACGACGAUGACAACGAUGGAAUCCAAUCGCGCUGUUGUUGAAACGUGUCCAUUUUAAAAGUGGUGAUAUUUUUACUUCACAUUGAUCAUGCGUUCGUGUCAUUGAAUGAGAUGUUUAUAAUUACACUGUUUACUAUGAAAAUAAAUGCAAAGGAACUUCU